AUGCUCAACAAUAAACUGUUAUCAGCAGCAGCCGAAUGGUUUGUGAGACAUAGAUAUAUGUUGGCUGGAGCCAUGAUUGCUCUCAAUAUUUUGAUGAUUGCUAACAGUGUUAUUGGCCUUGUUGGAUUCUGGGAAAAUAUAGCCGUUAUUGUCAGAAUAUCCAUUUUCAUUCUUCUUAUCUAUCAGUCAAUACCAUUCUGGCUUCAUCUUGGUCUUUCGUAUGGCGAUUUCAAACUUUUCCAUGUAAAAACUGCACGGCUUUCCAAGACACAAUGGCUCCUACUAUUCCUGUUUCACACUUUGUUGAGUGUUGGAUGCUAUGGACUCUUUUGUAUUGAUGCUAACAUCCUUGAGACAGAUGGACUAAUCGACAAUUUUCAUUUCAUCCGAUAUGCUUGUAUUGCUAUCAAUAUACUCUCUAUACCCAUGACUUAUCAUUUUCUACUCGCUUGGAAUUCUGAGAAGCUGGAAUUUGUUGGAAUUCAUCCGCAGACUAAACUGUAUUGGAAAGGAGUUAUGAGAAAGAUGGAAGAUGGGAAUUGGGAAGUGGAUCAGACUCCAGAAGAUCAUGAUUUAUUUCUGUCUGGCAAUGAUUGUGACUGUGACAAUGAUUGGGAUUUGUGA
Caenorhabditis remanei is the source of this 624-nucleotide messenger RNA. RefSeq lists its product as uncharacterized. The transcript has 2 exons. The record is from RefSeq and is a predicted model, not a curated record. The coding region runs from base 1 to 624 and encodes 207 amino acids. NCBI's taxonomy places the organism in Eukaryota, Metazoa, Nematoda, Chromadorea, Rhabditida, Rhabditidae.